This is a messenger RNA of Cyprinus carpio (common carp), 3819 nucleotides long. Its product is annotated as neurotensin receptor 1 (high affinity). NCBI's taxonomy places the organism in Eukaryota, Metazoa, Chordata, Actinopteri, Cypriniformes, Cyprinidae. Gene Ontology annotation, cellular component: plasma membrane. Gene Ontology annotation, molecular function: G protein-coupled neurotensin receptor activity. The record is from RefSeq and is a predicted model, not a curated record. Gene Ontology annotation, biological process: neuropeptide signaling pathway.
AUGGAGGUUAAUACUACGCUAUCAGGACGCACCUUCAUAGACUUGCGCAUUUUAACGCAGAAACUUCUCUCUUCGGCGAACCGGUCCCAGCCAUUUCUGGACAAUGAAACGGAAAGCGUCUCCGAGGAGGAUUUGGACGUGAAUACAGACAUCUAUUCUAAAGUUUUUGUUACUGUGAUUUCGGUGGUGUUGUUUGUAAUCGGAUGUUGUGGAACUCAGAUCACCUUGUACACACUUUUCACGAAGAAAUCUCUUCAAAACCUCCAGAGGAGAACUUUGGUGCACUAUCCCCUGGCGAGUCUGGCCAUAUCCGAUCUGCUCAUCUUGAUCCUCUGCAUGCCCAUUGAGUUAUACAACUUCAUCUGGGUCCAUCACCCGUGGGCUUUUGGCGAGGCUGUUUGUAAAGGGGAUACUACUUUGCUGCGGGACGGCUUGCUCGUAUGCGAACGGCGUUCAACAUCGCCAGCCCUGAGCGUGGAGCGCUUCAUGGCCAUCUGCCACCCGUUCAAGGCGAAGAGCAUCAUGUCGCGGAGCCGCACCAAGAAACUCAUCAGCGCUAUGGGGGUCGCGUCUUUUCUCCUGGCCACUCCGAUGCUCUUCAAUGGCCAGCGACUGAUAAAAGACGAAUUUAUAUGCACCACUAUCGUGUCCAUCGAUAAACUGCUAAACCGUCCUACAGUGAAUGCCCUCCUGUCCUUUGUGGUUCCCAUGGCAGUGAUCUCAGCAUUAAAUGGAGUUAUAGCCAGUCAGCUGCUGCGCAUGUUUCGGGAGUCUGCUCAGGACAAUCGCAUCUGCAUCAUCGGAGGCAACGCUACCAUGCUCAGUGUUGCUGUUGAACCCAACCGUGCCCAAUCAAUGCGCCAUGGAGUCAUGGUGCUGCGUGCCGUGGUCAUUGCUUUCGUGGUGUGCUGGCUGCCAUAUCAUGCUCGAAGACUAAUGUACUGCUAUAUCACUGAAUGGACACCAACUCUCUUCGAUUUCUACCACUACUUCUACAUGGUCACCAAUGUGCUCUUUUAUGUCAGCUCGGCCAUCAACCCCAUCCUCUACAAUCUCGUCUCUGCCAAUUACCGGCAAAUUUUUUUUUCCACGCUUCGCUACCUAAUCCUGCCAUGCCGCCAUAAGAAACAGAAGCACGUUCUCACCAGACACUACAUCAGCAUCUGCAGCAACCAGACCUUCUCCACCAGUGUCAUCAAAGAAACCAUUUACUGAAUGCUGUCAAGAUUCAGCCAUUCCAUUCCUCUAUUUCACUCAGCCAAGGAGAAACUGCUGAACCGAAGAAUGUUUUCAUAUUGAGUUAUUAUUACAAGAAUUCAUAAUAUCCAUGCUACUGAAGCUUUUAAACAGUGCAGAACUGCACUGGCACCAGAGACGCAUACAAUGUUUAUAGGAGGAAAUGUAGCACAAAAUACAAAGAACAAUGUGCCGAAACAGUGUAAAUACAAAAAAGCUAAUGUAUAUCCAGUUCAUUGUUUCCCAUUCAAAGUAUAAAAUGUAUAUCUAUGUUGUGCAGCUAAAAGUGUGAAAAGAGAAAAAAAUAUUAUGAAGGGAAAAGACUGCAGAGAGUCGGUGUUGUGUACACAGAGUCUUUAUAUCCAGCUUAUGUAAUUUACCAACACCGGAAUAACUGUGAAGACAAGGACAUACACCAUUUUGAAUUUUAUUUAAUUCACUGGCACACAACAGGGGCUUUCAAAGAGGAGGCUGCUGCAUUGUCAAAGAAGUGACUUUUGCUCGCAACACACCAAGACAUUGUCGCCAUUCCAUUGCCUUAGCAACAGUAUGUGCAAAAAGGCAGCACUGUUGUGUGCAAACUGGAGAAGAAUACAGGAUUACGAAAAAGAAAUGAUUCUCUCAUUCUAAAGCAGCUUCAAUUGAACACUGCCUUGUUCUGCAAUUUGCAGAGAGGGGAGAGUCUUCAGAUUGCAAUGAUAGAAUGUCUAACAGGCUCACUGAAAAAAACAUGCCUCUACAAUUUAAAUUUUUAGUAAAAAUAAUUUUAUAAUAGGUAUAUAGUAAACCACUAUAGGUGGUACAUUAUUUUCAAAUGUAAUACAGCAUUAACCUGUUAGCACCACUCACCAGAACAUUUCAUUUCUAUUGCUUGCCAAAUUCAGGUUCAUCUGUUUUGGGGAAAACUGAAUGCAGUGUUAGCAUUACUCAGUGGACAUUUCAAUUUGAACAAAUGUACAAGGAGCUACUUUUCAUUUUGCAUAGAUGUCGCCACAGGCAUGGUUUUCCAAUGAGCAUUGGUUGAGAAUAUGUGUUGCUGAAGGAAAGCAGAAAAGCAGCAUAAAUGUUCAGCUCAUCUCAUAUAAAUUCUGUUCAAAGACUUGUGGACAGUGUUGAGAUGAGCUUUAUAUCCAACACAAGUCAAAGGGAACCAUUUAGAGAGAGAUGAAUGGACUAGAAGAGUUGAUAGAGGGUCUGUGACAAUGAUAAUAAUAAUAUAAUGGAUAAUAAUGGAUAAUGGAAUGUGAUAAUACUAAAGAAAGCCAAAGAAAAUGGGAAGUUCAAGACUGCUGCUUUUUUCUUGUGCCUUAGAGGUGAAGAUGAGUAAGCUCUCUAGUUCAUGUUGCCGUAUAGAUAACUGAUUUCCCAUUAAAUCAUGUUGAUACAAAGUUUGUUUAAUGUUCCUAUAAAUGUCCUGGACUUGCAGUCCACCUGACACCUAGUGGUGUGGAUGUAUUUUGCAUGUAGCAAUUUUCAGUUAUUGAUGCCAUUGACUGGUCACAAUUAAUUUAAUCCUCAAGUAUUCUAAAACAAAGUAGUUAUCAAGAUAAAGUAAGUAAUAUUUAUCUGGUCAUGUGAUUGCAACAUGGCUGCCCCAUGAUUUUUACCGUUCCAAGUAAAAUAAAGCUUUUGCUAGGCUCCUAAUAUGACUGGAUUUUUAUGUAUAUACUGUAUGGACCACAUUUUGGUGCCGUCUUGAAAUCCAUCCACAUGAACCAUCAUGAGUGAACUCUACAGAACAUGGUGGAUAUUCACAGCAGGGAGGAAGCUGAGCACUUGAGCGGAGUUGUAGACCAGUGUGUUGAAGUAUACUGAAUGGAAAAAGAGUGGGUAUGAUGGCCAGGGCUAUAAGGGUACAACAAGCAACAUAAAAAUAAAAAAAUGAGAAAGUGAACGGUACGAGAGACCACCUGCUGAGACUGUAAAGAAAACAAGACCAAUGCAGUAAGAAAGGUUAAAAUGUUUGCUUGAUGGCUCUCUGGGGUGAGAGCGAGCCAUGUGGCACAUCAAACAAAACCAUUUUGUUUGGAUGAUCUGCAUCAUGGUCACUAUGACUUUUUUUAUUGUAAUUUUAUUGUUGUUGCCUACAAAUCAAUACCUUUCCUAUGUAAGCCUGGAGUAAGGCUUCACUAUAACUUCUUCUUCUUUUCUUUUUUUUGGCGCUAAACUGACUUUACAGUGUUUUAGAUCAAUAGUAAUCAGAUUCACAGUUGACAUGCCUUUAGACUGUGCCUCCAUGCUCAUAGUGUCAUAAAUCACAUUAACGAAUUCAAAACUUAUCUGAAUUGAUGUUGAAUAAAUCAAUACAAUGUACAUCCCACAAUUGAGGUUAUAACUUUUGGUGUAAAAAAAUAAAUAUGUUAUUAUUACAGUUAAUAGUAUUUGAAUAGUACUAUGUAUUGGUGUUGAUGUGUCUUGUUAUUAUUUCCUUAAUUCAGACUGAAAUUCGGAUUAUGUUGUAUUCAUUUUAAUGGGGGGAUAAUUCUGAUUAAUAAAUUGUUCAAAAGGCUUUAAAUGUUUAUAAAGCUUGUGAUGUUUGAUUUCUGCCAAUCCAUUAUAGUCCACUAAAAUUUAAUGAGUUUG